Messenger RNA from Haplochromis burtoni (Burton's mouthbrooder), 1606 nucleotides. Its product is annotated as green-sensitive opsin. Lineage: Eukaryota; Metazoa; Chordata; Actinopteri; Cichliformes; Cichlidae. The transcript has 5 exons. The record is from RefSeq and is a predicted model, not a curated record. Gene Ontology annotation, molecular function: G protein-coupled receptor activity. The coding region runs from base 94 to 1152 and encodes 352 amino acids. Gene Ontology annotation, biological process: phototransduction; visual perception; G protein-coupled receptor signaling pathway. Gene Ontology annotation, cellular component: membrane; photoreceptor outer segment.
GUAUAAAAAUCACAGGGUGUAACUUGAAACAUCGUCACCGUCCACACAAGUAGACUUUUUACACAGACACAACUAAACAGCUGACUAGCAAAGAUGGCUUGGGAUGGAGGAAUUGAGCCCAAUGGCACUGAAGGCAAGAACUUCUACAUUCCCAUGUCCAACAGGACUGGGAUUGUUAGAAGUCCUUUUGAGUACACUCAGUAUUACAUGGCAGACCCGAUAAUUUACAAACUCCUAGCUUUCUACAUGUUCUUCCUGAUCUGCACUGGGACUCCCAUCAACAGCCUCACAUUGUUCGUAACUGCUCAGAACAAGAAGCUCCGGCAACCUCUCAACUAUAUCCUGGUCAACCUGGCUGUGGCUGGACUCAUCAUGUGCUGCUUUGGAUUCACCAUCACCAUCACAUCAGCUCUUAAUGGCUACUUCAUUCUUGGACCCACCUUCUGUGCUAUUGAGGGAUUCAUGGCCACACUUGGAGGUGAAGUAGCUCUCUGGUCACUUGUUGUCCUGGCUGUUGAGAGAUACAUUGUGGUCUGCAAACCCAUGGGAAGCUUCAAGUUCUCUGGAGCUCAUGCUGGUGCUGGAGUUUUCUUCACAUGGGUCAUGGCAAUGGCUUGUGCUGCACCUCCACUCUUUGGAUGGUCCAGGUACAUUCCUGAGGGAAUGCAGUGUUCCUGUGGUCCUGACUACUACACACUGGCUCCAGGUUUCAAUAAUGAGUCAUAUGUCAUCUACAUGUUUGUUGUUCACUUCUUCGUUCCUGUCUUCAUCAUUUUCUUCACUUAUGGAAGCCUUGUGAUGACAGUCAAAGCUGCAGCAGCACAGCAGCAGGACUCAGCUUCUACCCAGAAAGCUGAGAAGGAAGUGACCCGUAUGUGUGUCUUGAUGGUCAUGGGCUUCCUGGUAGCUUGGACACCGUAUGCUAGCUUCGCCGGUUGGAUUUUCAUGAACAAGGGAGCUUCUUUCACUGCCCUCACUGCAGCCCUCCCUGCUUUCUUUGCAAAGAGCUCCGCUUUGUACAACCCUGUUAUCUACGUGCUAAUGAACAAACAGUUCCGUAACUGCAUGCUAUCCACCAUUGGAAUGGGCGGCAUGGUGGAGGAUGAGACCUCAGUUUCAACAAGCAAGACAGAGGUGUCCUCUGUGUCUUAAUCCUGAUGGCAUCUUCAGAUCUAUGGACAUUGAUGAUUGCUUCCAGAUUUUAGAACAUCCCAUUAGAAUCAUUUUGCCAAAUGGAUUUAACAAAUGGAGUCUGGACCAAAAACACUAAGGAAUUCUAUGUUAUCUGUGAACUAACAGAAAGGCAAAUGCAUUUUCUGUUGGGAUGAUGUUGUACAGCAAUUGUGUGUCUGUGUGCAUGUGAGAGCAUUUGAGAGAGUGAAUAUGAGUGAACUUGUAAACGAAAAACACCUCAAACUGUAAACCUGCUGAAAUGUGACACUUGUACCUGAUGAAUGUACAAUCACAUGUUGAUUGUUUUCAUGCAAUUACUUGGGGGAGCAUAUAUUUCACUGGUCUACCAGUGGUGUUAUUUUUAUGCAUUAUAUGAAAAGGAAAAAAAAAUAUAGGACUGAGUAAAUAUAAUAAAUGCAUGCAUAAAAAGAAA